Molecule: messenger RNA, 873 nt
Organism: Pterocles gutturalis (yellow-throated sandgrouse)
Lineage: Eukaryota; Metazoa; Chordata; Aves; Pterocliformes; Pteroclidae
Gene: CIBAR1
Product: family with sequence similarity 92, member A1
Exons: 8
Biological process (GO): cilium assembly
Cellular component (GO): ciliary transition zone; ciliary basal body
Source: RefSeq, a predicted model, not a curated record
UUUUCGUUGGCAUCCAGGGACAAUCAGACUAGACAAAUACAAGAUGCUGUUUCAAAUGUGGAAAAACAUUUUGGUGAAUUGUGCCAAAUAUUUGCUGGAUAUGUACGUAAAACUGCCAGACUACGAGACAAAGCAGAUCUUCUAGUAAAUGAAAUAUAUGCAUAUGCAGCCACAGAGACACCAAACUUAAAAGUUGGACUGAAAAACUUUGCAGAUGAAUUUUCCAGACUUCAGGAUUAUCGCCAGGCAGAGGUUGACAGGCUUGAAGCCAAGGUUGUUGCGCCUCUGAAAAGUUACGGGACUAUAGUGAAACUUAAAAGGGAUGAUCUUAAAGCAACUUUAACAGCAAAGAACCGAGAAGCCAAGCAACUAUCUCAACUGGAAAAGACACGUCAGCGGAAUCCAUCAGAUCGACACAUUAUUUCACAGGCUGAAACUGAAUUGCAGAGAGCUUCACUGGAUGCAACUCGAACAACUCGGCAAUUAGAGGAAACCAUUGAUAAUUUUGAGAAACAGAAAAUAAAGGACAUAAAAAACAUAUUUUCUGAAUUUGUAACUAUUGAAAUGUUAUUCCAUGGGAAAGCUUUAGAGAUAUAUACUGCAGCCUACCAAAAUAUCCAAAAUAUUGAUGAAAAUGAAGAUUUAGAGGUUUUUCGGAGCUCACUUUAUCCACCAGACUAUCAGUCUCGCUUAGACAUAGUUCGUGCAAAUUCAAAGUCCCCCCUGCAUAGAACUGGCUCCUUAAAAUCUUCACUGAGGACAGUACAGAUUUCCAACAGUAUGCUAAGAAAAGAUGAAGAAGAAGAGGAGGAAGAUGAAGAUGAGGAAGAAGAAGAGGAGGAAGAUGAAGAUGCUGCUAAGGAAGUGAGAUAA